UGCCGUCGCAGGAAAAUGACGUCCUCAAGCGGUGACGUGUCAGUUUGUUUACAGCGGUCUCUGCGCUGCAGCUGCACAGACAUGGCUGUGGAUAUAACUUUGCUUUUCAAAGCCAGUGUUAAGACAGUUAAAACCAGGAACAAGGCAAUAGGAAUAGGCUUUGACUCUACAAAAGAUGAGAUUUUCAAGAGGAGCAAACCGAAGGGCGGCUUCUCUCCGAAGGCAAAAGAAGUGAUCACAAACAUCACCAAGCUCAAGGACUUUCUGCUACAACAUAGGAAAGAUUAUGUGAGCGCCGGAAGUCUCAUCUCAUCAGAUCUUACCCGAAUGACAGACAAUGAGCGAGACCAGAUUGACCAAGACGCUCAGAUCUUCAUGAGGACUUGUUCUGAGGCCAUCAAGCAACUACGCAAUGAAGCUGAGAAGCAGGUGACAUCCGCACAGAUAAAGGAGCACAUGGGGGCGGUGCUGGACCUCAUAGAAAUGUAUCUGAGAGGAGUGUGUAAGCUGUACUCAGAGCAGAGAGCAAUCAGGGUCAAGAGAAUGGUGGACAAGAAGAGGCUGUCAAGACUUGCACCCGAGCACCACAGUCGGGUGGAGAAAACACCAGAGGUAGAGCCCACAGAGGAGAAGACUGUCAAGGAGGAAAGUUCUGAGAAGAUAGUGUCAGAGGUCCUGGACAACAACACAGUCAACCUGUGGGAGGAGGGCCGGGUGGAGGACGAACUCUCUCCAGAGGAGAUCCAGAUGUUUGAGCAGGAGAACCAGAGGUUGGUGAGUGAGAUGAACAGUCUGGUGGAUGAAGUCAGGCAAAUCGAGGGGAAAGUGGUGGAGAUCUCUCGGCUGCAGGAGAUCUUUGCAGAGAAAGUCCUUCACCAAGAAACAGAGAUAGAUAGUAUUCAUCAGCUGGUGGUCGGGGCUACAGAAAAUGUCAAAGAAGGCAAUGAGGAUAUACGAGAGGCAAUCAAAAACAACGCUGGCUUCCGGGUUUGGAUCCUGUUCUUCCUGGUCAUGUGCUCUUUCUCUCUCCUCUUCCUGGACUGGUAUGACAGCUAACACAACGAGUGGCAGUGACUCUAUAUGACAGGAAAAUGUCUGACUCCAGCACAUAGAGAAGCAAUCGACAAUACUGAGACUGAAUGUACAGAUUACGGAGCUUAACCUGGUGUACAAGGUUAAAAGUGCUACCCAUGAAGAACAUGAAGAAGAUCCUGCACUCAAGUGGAGCCUUGUUGUUCAUUCUUCCCUGAUGCUAAUUGUCUACCUUUAAUGUUUAAAGCACUUCUAUGGAGGCGAGCUUUGUAAUUGAGCAGUGUCCGCUUUGUGUGUGUACGUUUGGAUUGUCUGUCAUCCUUUACCACUAAAAGCAGUAAUAAUGAUGGCAGCAGCUACUCUUUUUUUGAGCAAAAGGAAACUACAUUAAUUUGUAUCUGUUGAUUCCUUAAGGAAGAAACCAGAGGAUUAACCAAUGUGCAAACUGGCAUUUCACUUUCUCAUUGUAAAUAUUUAAUUAGACCAUAAACUUGUGUCCCUCAAGGACAUGUCAUUAAUACUUCACUGUUCAAUGCUGAGAA
This is a messenger RNA of Labrus bergylta (ballan wrasse), 1574 nucleotides long. RefSeq names its product syntaxin 18 (gene stx18). Gene Ontology annotation, biological process: retrograde vesicle-mediated transport, Golgi to endoplasmic reticulum; intracellular protein transport. Gene Ontology annotation, molecular function: SNAP receptor activity. Gene Ontology annotation, cellular component: endoplasmic reticulum; membrane; SNARE complex. Lineage: Eukaryota; Metazoa; Chordata; Actinopteri; Labriformes; Labridae. The record is from RefSeq and is a predicted model, not a curated record.